AUGUCUCAUUCCAGUUUCGCCGCUGCCCAAGAGCGGAUCCUAGCCCAACAAGCCGCCAGACAGCACGAAGCUCUCGCCAUCCGCCAGCAAUCAAACCUCUCAAGCGGAAGCCGUACCACUUUGACACGUCUCACACUCUCAUUACGCCCUGAACUCUCUUCCUGGUGGACAACUCUGCUCGACUCAGAAGGCACAAGGCCCGCAUUCCGAGUAGGCCAGGUGGACGCUGAACUGCUUGAUGAAGAGUUACUGGGAUUGUUCAAGACGCAGGUCGGAGAUGCUUUAAAGUAUUUAGGGCCUCAUUUUCAGGAUGACUGGUCACAAGAGAUCCUCCUCGCUCUUCGAGCCGCCUUAUUCAAACUCUCGAUAUGGGACAAUGACGCAUCUUAUGGUGCAUCCUUACAGAACCUGCGAUAUACUGAUGCCCGUCAAGCCGGACCUGCAUUACCCAAACCUACGAAAUGGCAAAAGACACUUUAUGGCCUGAUCACAAUAUUCGGCCGUUAUGGGUGGGAUAAGUGGGAAGAUUGGCUUAUUGAUCAGGAACGUGGAUAUACAGCUCCUUCAGACACUGUCCAACAUCUGAUGCGACUCACCUCUUUUGUCUCUACCACCCAUUCAAUUGCCGCCUUCAUUUCAUUUCUCGUCUUUUUGGUAAACGGCAGCUACCGCACUCUCACGGAUCGACUUCUUCGAUUGAGACUUGUUUCGCCAUCGAAUCAGGUCAGUCGUGAGGUAUCUUUCGAGUACCUCAACCGACAACUGGUCUGGCAUGCCUUCACGGAAUUUUUGUUGUUCCUUCUUCCUCUCGUGGGGAUUAGCAGAUGGAGGAGAUGGCUUUCAAGGGCGUGGAAACGAACAAAAGCAGCAAUGAGAUCAGAAGUUGGGGAAGAGGAUGAAAAUAAUGUGAAGACUGGCCCAUUGUCCUUCUUACCCGAGAGGACCUGUCCCAUAUGUUAUCAAGACCAGAAUCCCACGUCGACGUCUGAGGCCGAAAUACUUGGUGCAAAUGCUGGAGCGGGUGGCGGUGUCAUCGGCUCAGCUACCACGGAUAUUGUCAAUCCUUAUGAGACAAUCCCUUGUCGAUGUAUCUACUGCUUUGUUUGCAUUGCCACGAAGAUUGAGGCUGAAGAAGGAGCCGGUUGGUCUUGUUUAAGAUGCGGAGAAAUCGUUUACAAAUGCCGUCCAUGGAAUGGUGAUAUUCUUGUUGAGAAGAAAUCAAGCAACAAGCCAGGAAAAUCGGUUGGAUUUUCUGUCUCGAGUAAUGACAUUCCUGAAUCACAGGAGCAGUUUGUACCCGAUGAGACACUUGAAUCAACCGACUCUUUCCCCGCCUCCAGCCAGUGGUCUAUGGCAGAUGAUAAUACGAGUGAGACCUCGGAAGCUUGA
Molecule: messenger RNA, 1389 nt
Organism: Exophiala aquamarina CBS 119918
Lineage: Eukaryota; Fungi; Ascomycota; Eurotiomycetes; Chaetothyriales; Herpotrichiellaceae
Exons: 1
Coding region: 1-1389 (462 amino acids)
Biological process (GO): protein import into peroxisome matrix
Cellular component (GO): peroxisomal membrane
Molecular function (GO): zinc ion binding
Source: RefSeq, a predicted model, not a curated record